Elgaria multicarinata webbii is the source of this 4373-nucleotide messenger RNA. RefSeq names its product GIPC PDZ domain containing family member 2 (gene GIPC2). Gene Ontology annotation, molecular function: protein binding. The coding region runs from base 85 to 1083 and encodes 332 amino acids. The record is from RefSeq and is a predicted model, not a curated record. The transcript is spliced from 6 exons. NCBI's taxonomy places the organism in Eukaryota, Metazoa, Chordata, Lepidosauria, Squamata, Anguidae.
ACUGCAGCAGCAGCAGCAGCAGGUGGUAGAGGAGCUUCCGUGCCUCUCCCGCUUGUCGCUGCGUACAGGCGGGCGGAAAAGAAGAUGCCGCUGGGACUGAGGGGCAAGAAGAAGAAAGGCAAGUCCAAGGAGACGUCCACGCUGGUGGAAGGCGAGGCGCCCUUAGCGCGAGGGCGAGGCGACGAGGGCGACGACGACGUGGUGGGUGCUCGGGCCGGAGCCGCAGCCGCCCCGGCGCGUCAGGGCCCCAUCCGGCUGGUCUUUCACACGCAGCUGGCGCACGGCAGCCCCACCGGGCGCGUGGAGGGCUUCGGCAGCGUGAGGGAGCUUUACGCCAAGAUAGCGGACGCGUUCCACAUUGCCCCGGCGGAGAUCAUGUUUUGCACUUUGAAUACACACAAAAUUGAUAUGGACAAGCUCUUAGGAGUGCAGAUUGGUCUUGAAGACUUCAUAUUUGCUCAUGUAAAAGGAAUAAAAAAGGAAGUGGAGGUUUUCAAAUCGGAAGAGUCACUUGGACUUACCAUUACUGACAAUGGAAAUGGAUGUGCCUUCAUAAAGAGAAUUAAAGCUGGAAGUCUUAUUGACCAAAUAAAAGUGAUAUGUGUUGGUGACCACAUAGAAUCUAUAAAUGGAAAAAGCGUAGUGGGCUAUCGUCAUUACGAAGUUGCUAAGAAUUUAAAGGACUUGGAGAAGGGUCAGACAUUUACACUAAAAUUGAUAGAGCCUAUGAAAUCAUUUGACAUGAUUGAACCAAGGUCAAAAGGUGCAACUCUGGCUGAGGGAAAAAUAGCCAGAGGGAGAGAGACUCUUCGACUGCGAUCCAAAGGCCCUGCUACAGUGGAAGAAAUGCCUUCAGAUGUUGAAGAAAAAGCUACUAAAAAAGUGGAUGACCUUCUUGAAAUGUACAUGGGAAUAAGAGACCUUGAACUAGCUGCAACAAUGGUAGAAGCUGGAAAAGGCAAGAACAACCCAGAUGAGUUUGCAGUUGCACUUGAUGAAGCUUUAGGCGACUUUGCAUUUCCAGAUGAAUUUGUCUUCGAUGUGUGGGGAGCCAUAGGUGAUGCAAUGCAAGGACGAUUUUAAUGAGAAUCAGACAAGUUCAUUAAAGCAUAGUGUCAACCAUCUGGAGAUAGAAAACAUACAGCCGUAUAAAUGGCAUGGGAUAUGUAACAUAUUUGCUAAGUAGAAACAUUUGAAUAAUCAGAAGCUUGGAUAAAUAAAGAUAUUGUUUGACAUGUCAUACAAAUGUCUUUCAAAAUGAAGAUGAGUUCAAAACUGUAGUCUAGCAAAACUUUUAGCCUGAUACAGCAUUUAAUUUGAAAUGCUCACUUGAAAUCUUUGCAAAACAGUAUUCUUUGGGUACUUUGCAUAUUUAUUUUUCUAAAUUAACGCAGGUAUCGUUCAAGAGGUCAUGGUGACAAUCCCAUGAAAAUUUAUUGUGUUUCAAAUCACAAAAGAAAUAUUGCUAGGAGCUGCUGAAGCCAAGCAAAAUUUUAAAUGAAGAAAUAUAUUGAUUCCCCACACCUGCCUUUUCAGCAUCCUCCCCCAUGUACCCCAGUGGAUAUGGUGUUUUAUUUCUAGCACUUCUUUCCUUAAGACAGUACUUUAUGGUAGGGAUUGUGUGAGGUUAGGGGAAGACCAUAGUUUAAAGGAGAGGUCACAGAUCGCCAGGGGAGGGUACAUGCAUUGAUCAUACUAAGUCCUGGGUCCAGUCCCCGUUAAAGGAUCUUGGGAGGGGCUGGAGAUGUCAGAAACACUGAAAGCUGCUCCCAAUUAGAGUAGAUAGCAGGUAGAUGGACUAUUAGUUUGACUCAGUAUAAAGCAACAUCUCAUUUUUAAUUUUUUAUGUUAUUGUACAGCAGUCAGAGUAAUUCUUAACCAUGUUUUAUGGUGGUGGUGUUAUGAAUAAGAGGCAGGAUCUACACUACUGCUUUAAAACGGUUUAUAACAGUUUUGAUAACUGUUGGAGCCCAGGACACACUCCAGAUACAGUUUUAAAAACAUUUUCAAAGUGUUUUAUCUUGCUUGGUGUAGACCUGGCCAGAGUCAUGGAACUUUGGCACUUUUUACAAGAUAGUCUAAAAGAGUUUUGGCAUUUCCCAGUACUGCAAAUCAAAAAAAGAAAAAAAUGAAGGAUAAAAUGAACCUUCAAUUUUAAAAUUUCUUCUGGUUUCUCUUUUUGUAUCAAUGACAUUCCAACUGAUACAUUCCAGACUAAAGAACAUUUUUAGUGUCACUUAGGGCACUAAAAUCCUUCCUCACUGGUACUGCUGAGACGAAUAUAUUUCCAGAGUGUUUUGUACUAAUAAACACUUGGUGUAGAAAAUCCCUAAACUUAAAUCAUCUUUUCCUAUUGCCUAUUAUAAACUCUCAGAAAAGUGAUUAAAAACAACACCUCUUAUGCAAUCUCUAGCUUCACAGAUCUUUUCGCUCCUUUUGUAAGAAUUGCUACUAAACUAAACUACACAUACCUGAGCCAGGUAAAAUAUAUUCCACCACAAACUGUUCAUGAAAAUUUAGCAAAAGCAUAAGUUUUAUUCUGAUGAGUUUUACUGGGAAAUCUCUUAGGGUUUCUCAGUAGGUAACUUUUGAUUAUUAUAGUCCCAUUAUUGUAUGACAAUAUGUUGGUCACUUAAAAAAAAAGCAGAAGUAAUUUGUAAAUAUUCAUAUAUUGAUGUCACAAAAACAGUGUAAAUGUGCUUAAGUUUUAACAUUUGAUUUUUUUUAAAAAAUGCAAUUUUUGUAAAUCUUGAAAUACUGAGGAAUUGCUAAUGUGCCAAUGAUUUAAGAAGAGAGAGGGAAAUUAGAUUAAUGGGACAAGUUCAAUUGCUUAGCUUUCAUUGGAAUGCAUCUCUUUGAACUACAUAUAUUCUCUUCAUUAGACAGAAUGGAGAGGUGGACAAUUCUUAGCAAUAUAUAGAAAAGAGUAUUUACUAAUAAAGGCUGUUUAGUCACUUCAAAGAUGAAUCUAAAAAUAAAAUUCUGUGACUAAUGCACCAGCUACUUGAAAUUAUUUUAAAAUAUACUGGAAGUGGAGACUCAGGCCAUGGCUAGACCAGGCCUAUAUCCUAGGAUUGUCCCAGGAUCAUCCCUGUGCAUCCAAAUGACACACAGGGGAUCCCAGGAGCAGGCAGGGGCGACCCCUCCAUUUGCCUGGGAGUGGGAUAAUCCUUUGGUCUAGCUAAGGCCUUAGAUUUUUCACCACUUUACUUUGGAACUCUCAAGCUGAUAGCGUCCUUGAACUGAGGUGAAUUUAAUCUGACCUUGGCACCAUAGAAAACUACAGAACUGUGCUGCCGGAAAAAAAACCAGGGUCUCAGGACCAGGUAUAUAAAUUAAUACAUACAUACAGGUUAUGUAUGAAACAUCCUUGAUGCUUCAUGGAUGGGAAAGGCGCUGAGAUAUUUUAUAGUAGGAAAAUAAGUUGCAUCGUAAUCGAGACAUGUUUCUUAAUUAUAUGUGUAUCCUUAACAUACUUCUGUAAAAUCUGUGGACUGGUUCCACAUCACUUGAACCCACUAUGUUAGCCAAGAGAACAUGCAGGUUUGCCAGAGCAACAUGCAGGCUCUCAGCUGGGCUACCUUAUAUAAAGAUGCCUUUUGUGUACAUCUUGGCUGUUGAAGUUACUAUAAAGGCAGUAGCUCUUGAAAGUGGAAUACUGGAAUUACUUGUCCAAUAUGCCUUUUAUCACAGUAGAGUAUUUAUAAUAGGGAAGGUCAUCUGUUUUAAUUUGAUUUAGAUGUUCCUGGUGAUUCUGUAUAAGAAAUCAAACGAUUUCUUUUUGGUCUGUAGCUCUCCUAAUUGGCUCCAUGCCACAGCAUGGUGGAGAAAGUAAUUUGAUUACACUUUAAAAACUGGAAUAUGUCAAUGCAAAAUUACAGUUCAAUAGAUCUGACACAAGGGGAAGGCUAGAAACCUAAUAUGCUAUUUAAAUAAUUGUGAUUGAAAAUAAUUGGAAUUAAAGUUGGUGGCAUUUCUUUUUAGAGCAUCUGAUUAUAUGGAUAAGUGCUGCCAACUUUAAUUUCAAUCUCUCUCCCUCAUAUGUAUACUUAGUUUGCAAUAUAUUGUGCUACACUUUAAAUUCAGAUAAUUAAUCCUGAAACAAUAUUAAAACUACUAUUUCAUUCUGUUAAUAAUUUUUGAUUCGUUUUGUGUGAUUUUGAGUUAUAUGAUGUUGGAUUAAGUUUUGUUUUCCGUAUUUUCUGCCAUCUGGGUUGUGUUUUAUGCAGUCCAGAAAGAUUAUUAGAGCCACGCAUAACAAUUCACAAACACUAAUGUUUAAGCCAAAUGUGUCACGAAAGGCAAACUUAAAAUAGUUUGAACUUAUUUGUGAAAAUGUUGUAUCUUUACAAUGUUCUUUUGUAUUUGGUUGC